AUGGUUUAUUGUGGCAAGCCCUCGAGGGGCUGCCAGAUGUGCAGGGCCCGCAGAAUCAAGUGCGAUGAGACGAAACCGACCUGCAACCAAUGCGCCAAAUCGAGGAGACAAUGCCCGGGCUACAAAGAUGAGUUCGAUCUCGUCUUCCGCAACGAGACCCAAGCCACCGAGAGGCGGGCUCGAAAGGCCAACAAGAAGGCCAUGGCUCAGAAGCAGGGCAAGGCCACUAGUUCUCGGGAUGCCCCCAAAACCUCGACCACCACCAAGCCGAGUCCUGACCAGUCCAUCAUAACCACACUCCAGCUCCCCGUGGACCAGCAGGCUACGUGUCACUUCUUGUCCAACUUUGUUCUUCUCCCUUCCCACGACAGCACCCGAGGAUGGAUGGAGUUUGUCGUCCCGCUACUCAAGUCCGAGAAGCCCGCUCCUCAUUUCAAACUAGCAUUUGACGCCUGCGCCGUCGCCUCUCUCGGAAACCGCGUGGGACCUGGGAGCAAUUUCGAGAGCGAAGCUCUCGGUUAUUACACUAAAGCCCUCGCCGCUACAUUCACCGCCCUGAAGGACCCCGAGGCACGCAAGGAGGAUUCUACACUGGCUGCCGUUCUCUUGCUGGGGUUGUUUGAGAAUAUUACCGCGAAGCAGUUGGGCAUGCUGGCAUGGGGCUCUCACAUCGAAGGAGCCAUUCAGCUGGUCAAGGCCAGAGACAAGAAGCAGUCCCGAACCAAGACAGGGUUGGCACUUUUUGUAGCCACAAGGACGCAAAUGAUUAUCCACACGUUGAGCACAGGCAAGGCUCCUAUCAUGGGCGUCGAGUGGUGGAUCACAGACGGCAUCAAGAACCGAUACGGAGCCGAGUGUCAGCGACUCAACAUCCGGACAGCAGAGCUCAGGGCUGAGGUCAACCGCUUGAUGACAACCCUGUCUCGGAGCCCCGAGAACGUGGAGCUGCUGCUGGACAUGAUCCGGCGCUGCCAGACUCUGGAUCAGCACCAUGUCACCUGGAUCAACGAACUUCCCGAGUACUUCAGAUUCAAGGCUGUUGCUUGGGAGGAUCAUGUCCCUAAUGGCAACUAUGCCCUGGCGGAGGUGUUCCCGGGACGAGUGGACGCAUACCAAGACCUGUGGGUCGUCAGCGUUUGGAAUCUUAUGCGAUGCUCCCGGAUCAUCCUGGCAUCGCUGAUCGUGCGCUGUGCCGCGUGGGUAUGCGCGCCCGUGGAUUAUCGAACGACGCCCGAGUACGCGACAGCGGCCAGGGCCUGUGUCGACAUGAUCACGGACAUCAUCGCUUCGGUCCCCUACCAGCUCGGUUGGUUCUCCAAGCGCAAGGAGCUCCUCGAGCGGGCCAACCUGUCUGCGUUUGGCUGCGGAGAGGAGGAUGCCCUCAAGGGACUGCCGGGAUACUUCCUUACAUGGCCCCUGACAUGCGUCCAGGGUCAGGACUACACGACCGACGCUCAGAGGGCAUGGGUCAAGGGUCGACUACAGUUCAUUGGCAACCAGCUCGGGGUGAGAUAUGCCAAUAUUCUCAAUCAGCUCAACCUCCGAGUCCCAUCCAUGCUCAUCCGCCGGGAUGGUCUCAUGGCUAACCCCUACCCGAUGGCGCAUAACUUUGAGAAGCUGCUAUCGGCGAGGUCGGCCCCGCCCUCGGCUGGGUAUUCCAUGAACCCCAUCCAGCAGCGGGAGGCGAUGCACAAGGAGCAGGUGGAGCGGGAGAAGACUGAGCUGCUUACAAAGGCCAUGGGGAGCUUGGAUAAGCUCGACGAGACGUGGUGCAGCACUGAAGGGUGGUUCAUCCGCGCCGCGUAA
This is a messenger RNA of Fusarium vanettenii 77-13-4, 1806 nucleotides long. RefSeq lists its product as uncharacterized. The transcript has 5 exons. Bases 1 to 1806 code for a protein of 601 amino acids. The record is from RefSeq and is a predicted model, not a curated record. Lineage: Eukaryota; Fungi; Ascomycota; Sordariomycetes; Hypocreales; Nectriaceae. Gene Ontology annotation, molecular function: zinc ion binding; DNA-binding transcription factor activity, RNA polymerase II-specific. Gene Ontology annotation, biological process: regulation of DNA-templated transcription.